Molecule: messenger RNA, 1822 nt
Organism: Schistocerca cancellata (South American locust)
Lineage: Eukaryota; Metazoa; Arthropoda; Insecta; Orthoptera; Acrididae
Gene: BckdhA
Product: 2-oxoisovalerate dehydrogenase subunit alpha, mitochondrial
Exons: 9
Coding region: 127-1428 (433 amino acids)
Biological process (GO): branched-chain amino acid catabolic process
Molecular function (GO): oxidoreductase activity, acting on the aldehyde or oxo group of donors, disulfide as acceptor
Source: RefSeq, a predicted model, not a curated record
UUUUGAGGAGCUUGUAAAAACGAUAUGGUUUCAAGGGCCAACUAAUCGAUAUGACUAUUUGAUGACGACAUGUGUUAUGAAUGGUGAAAUUUGUGCCGUUUCCUGUUGUUUUGAUUUCAGAAGGAAAUGGCAUCUAGAGUUAUUUCUCGUGGAGUGAAAGUUUCUCGGCGUUUGUUGUUGCCGUUUUCCUUCCGAGCAAAUGUAAAAAGCAGAGUUGGGGCAUUGAGCCAUAUGAGUGAUUUACCUAUGUUCCCUGGUGCCCAGUCACAGUGGACAGAAAAACUCGAGUUCAGUAUACGGGAGAAUGCCAUACCAACUUACAGGGUUAUGGAUCGUCGUGGAAUGGUGGUAGAUCAUUUGGAAGAACCACAGUUGAAGCCAGAGACUGUGAAGAGGAUGUACUACUGCAUGAAGCUGCUCAAUAUUAUGGAUCAUAUUCUGUAUGAAUCACAACGCCAGGGUCGGAUCUCAUUUUACAUGACGAACUAUGGAGAGGAAGCUACACACAUAGGUAGUGCAGCAGCACUUACUGAUGAUGAUUUGGUUUAUGGACAGUACAGGGAAGCAGGUGUUCUUGUUUGGAGGGGUUUCUCUUUGGACGAGUUUAUGAACCAGUGCUACGGGAAUUGUGAAGAUGGUGGUAAAGGAAGACAAAUGCCAAUUCAUUAUGGAUCAAAAAGACUAAAUUUUGUUACAAUUUCUUCACCUCUAGCUACACAGAUUCCCCAAGCUGUUGGUGCUGCCUAUGCCUUGAAGAGAAGUUCUGAUGAUAAAUGUGUUAUUGUAUAUUUUGGAGAAGGAGCUGCAAGUGAAGGAGAUUGCCAUGCCGCCUUCAACUUUGCAGCCACACUAAAUUGCCCUGUUAUAUUUUUUUGCAGAAAUAAUGGGUAUGCAAUUUCAACUCCCAGUAGUGAACAGUACAGAGGUGAUGGCAUUGCAGGUAGAGGUCCUGGUUAUGGUAUAGCAACCGUAAGAGUUGAUGGAAAUGAUGUAUUUGCUGUCUACAAAGCCACAAAAGCCGCAAGAAAAUAUGCACUAGAAAACAGCAAGCCUGUUUUGCUUGAAGCAAUGACAUACAGAGUUGGGCACCAUAGCACAUCUGAUGACAGCAGUGCAUAUCGCUCAGUUGAAGAGGCACAGAAAUGGAAUGAAACAGAUUAUCCAAUUUCUCGGCUUCAUAAUUAUAUGGUAUCAAAAGGAAUCUGGAGUGUUGAAGAGGAAAAUAAAUUGACAGCUGAUAUUAAGAAGGAGGUUUUGUCAGCCUUUGCAAGAGCAGAAAAAUUACCAAAGCCCAACUGGAAAGAAAUGUUCAGUGAUGUUUACAGUGAAAUGCCUGAACAUCUGACGAAACAGAUGAAAAUGAUGGAAGAGCAUUUGAAGAAGUAUAAAUCUGAAUAUCCUGUAGACCAGUUUAAAAUAUUAAGUUGAAUAGUUGUGGGGAAUAACUGAAAUUAGUGACUGGACUAAAAUAGAAAGGCUGCAGAAACCAAAACGUGUUUUUACUUAUGGUAAUAAAAAUAAAGCAUUAUUCAUAAGCAUAUGAACGAUAUGAGCAAAAUAUGAUGUUUACAAAAAAAUAUUAAAUUACUGUGAAAUUAAAUACUAUUGACAUUAGCAGCAUUUAUGCUGCUUUGUGGUGACAUAAAAUAUCAUCCAAUGUCCAGUGCGUUAAAGGAUCACCAUUUUAUAUUACUACAUUCCUUGACAUUUUGACAUUAAAAUGUUAAUUUUUACUGAAGAAAUGUUUUUAAAAUGCUUUAAAUUGUAAUAAAUCAAUUUGUAUAAUCUCAGGGUUCUUCUGCAUAUUUUUGUAUGUAUAUGG